Molecule: messenger RNA, 1113 nt
Organism: Haemorhous mexicanus (house finch)
Lineage: Eukaryota; Metazoa; Chordata; Aves; Passeriformes; Fringillidae
Gene: SSTR5
Product: somatostatin receptor 5
Exons: 1
Coding region: 1-1113 (370 amino acids)
Biological process (GO): regulation of insulin secretion; cellular response to glucocorticoid stimulus; neuropeptide signaling pathway
Cellular component (GO): membrane; neuron projection
Molecular function (GO): somatostatin receptor activity; neuropeptide binding
Source: RefSeq, a predicted model, not a curated record
AUGGAUCCUCUGUACUUCUCCAGCACGUUCAGCACGGACGGCGCUCCCGGCCAGGCCAACUCCUCCCUGCUGCCCAACGGGACGGAGAACGGGACGCUCCCGGGGCCGCCCCCGUUCCAGUACAUCCACAAGGUGCUCAUCCCCAUCUGCUACCUGCUGGUGUGCGCCCUGGGGCUGAGCGGCAACGCCCUGGUCAUCUACGUGGUGCUGCGCCACGCCAAGAUGAAGACGGUCACCAACAUCUACAUCCUCAACCUGGCUGUGGCCGACGUGCUCUUCAUGCUGGGCCUGCCCUUCCUGGCCACCCAGAACGCCAUCUCCUACUGGCCCUUCGGCUCCUUCCUCUGCCGCCUGGUGAUGACCGUGGACGGCAUCAACCAGUUCACCAGCAUCUUCUGCCUGACGGUGAUGAGCAUGGACCGCUACCUGGCCGUGGUGCACCCCAUCAAAUCCACCAAGUGGAGACGGCCCAGGGUGGCCAAGCUCAUCAGCGCCACGGUCUGGACCUUCUCCUUCUUGGUGGUGCUGCCCGUGAUCAUCUUCUCGGACGUGCAGGAGGAUUUCCAGACGUGCAACAUGAACUGGCCGGAGCCGGUCAACGUCUGGUCGGCGGCGUUCAUCAUCUACACCUCGGCGCUGGGCUUCUUCGGGCCCCUGCUGGUCAUCUGCCUGUGCUACCUGCUGAUCGUGGUCAAGGUGAAGUCCUCGGGGAUCCGCGUGGGCUCCACGCGGCGCCGCAGGUCGGAGCGGAAGGUCACCAGGAUGGUGGUGAUCAUCGUGGUGGUCUUCGUCUUCUGCUGGCUGCCCUUCUACACCAUGAACAUCGUCAACCUGAUCCUCAUCCUGCCCGCCGACCCCGUCCUCGAGGGGCUCUACUUCUUCAUGGUGGUGCUGAGCUACGCCAACAGCUGCGCCAACCCCAUCCUCUACGGCUUCCUCUCCGACAACUUCAAGCAGAGCUUCCAGAAGGUUCUCUGCCUCCGCAAGGGGGACGGAGCGGAGGAUGGAGAGCCCGUGGAGCACAGGCCGGAGAACAGCAGCCGCCUGCAGGAGUCCAUGCUGACCCCGAGGAACGCGGAGUUCAACGGGCACAUGCAGACCAGCAAGGUCUGA